AUGUGGCCUAAUCAGUCUUGGGGAUUUGGCACCUACAAUGGCCUCCCUCAUCGUUUCCCAACCAACUUUAUGCAGAAUAAAUAUAGAGAUCAACUCCGUCCCCAGCAGUUUUCCAUGGAACAAACUACAGGACCAAGCUUUGAUCCUGGUCAAGAGAAGAUGGCUGAGAAGGAAGAGAAGUACGACAUAUCUCCCCAGCAACAAGGGAAUAGGGAACAGAAUUUGUCCAGGCUAGAAAUCAGUCCUCUGGCUCGCGAGCUAAAAGAGAAAGUCAAACAAAGUAUGGCACUCAGGCAAAGCAAAGACAAGGCAGUGCAGCAGCAGUCAUUUACCAAGCCUCAACCAAAAGGCCAAGAUGUCCAGGAGAUGAUAAACAAUAUCAUCGAGCGCCAAGACCAAGGCCACCAUCCCACAAAUAUAUCCGAACUGACCGGAUCUCAAGAGGAAAAUUUCGAGACUGAGAAACCAGCUGCGACACUUCCAACUACUCCCAGGGUACUCAAGAAAUCGCCCUUGUCAACAUAUCCGAUCCCAGUUUACUGCCCAGAAUUGCCGCAGGGGUGCACAAAUAUCCAAGACGAUAUCCUGGACAACGCCCUCGGCGGCCCAAAGCGCUCUAAGGGACACACUGCCCAAGCGUCCUGCGCCAAAGAGUGCGGCGAGAGGGACAUGGACAAGCUCAUGGCCAACACCGACCUCAAGACCAGUAGUAGCAAAAACGAGGAGCAUAAAGGCACCAAGACCAUCGAUAUCCCAUCAGUUGUUACGGAUGGAGACCUGGAACAGGAUGUCAUCAUGUGGCUCCAACAAACCGGGUUCUACAACAAAGCAAAGCGUACUGAUGCUUUGGCCAGAUGGAAGGGACUGGCCAAGGCGGAGAAAGCGCUGGCCAGGCUCCAGCCAGUGGAUAAGGGGUCUGGAUUCACCCUGACCAACACUUCCAAAGUGCCCAGGGAGACCAAUAUGGGAACAAAACCCGGUGCUGUCAACGACGGCCCACAAGUUGUUUGCAGACCGGAGCAAGAUGAUCGAGGCAGCAGCCAAGCGACUUCAGUAUAUAUGAGCAAGCCCUCAAAGAAAAGAGAACGCGGCCGUGGUGCCGGACGUCAUCGCUCGUCAAGUCCCAGAGGCCGAUCCGUAAGCUGGCUAUCUCAACGAGCCGACGGUUCUGGACCGGCCCCUACAUCGAAAACUCCACGCACGCCACCCCGAGCUCCCCUGUUAGGUCAUAGAGAGUAUAGAGAAUAUAGAGAUGACAGAGACCUUAAUAUCGAGCCAUGA
Molecule: messenger RNA, 1281 nt
Organism: Pyricularia grisea
Lineage: Eukaryota; Fungi; Ascomycota; Sordariomycetes; Magnaporthales; Pyriculariaceae
Exons: 2
Coding region: 1-1281 (426 amino acids)
Source: RefSeq, a predicted model, not a curated record